GGCACUGGGCAGUCGAUACACGCAUGCGCGUGUAAUUUGACGUGUUUAAGUUGACGUUUCGAUUUCCGCGCUUUGAAAACCAGUUUCAUUGACGUUUCGUGCGGUUGUGGUGCAUCUUAAAGUAAAAGUGUAACAAAAUUAUAAUUAUUACGCUCUAUUUAAAUAAUUUAUAAAUAAAAAUGGAGAGAAAUGAACGUAAAACUAAUUCGCGUACACAUUCAAUCACCUUGGAUCGUGAUUCUAAGUUUUUAUUGCGAAAAGUUCUCAUGGAUUUCGCUGUACUUUUUAUCGUUGGCUUCCUAAUACUCGUCUUCUACUUAUGGGGAGCUCCGUAUGAGCGAGGCUUCUUCUGCGAUGACGAGUCCCUUAAGCACCCGUACAAAGAAUCUACAGUCACCAACAUUAUGCUAUACAUCAUUGGACUUGGUCUACCCGUAUUCACGAUGUGUCUGACGGAGUGGAUCCGCCUACGUGACUACAAGGGCGGCCGGUCCCGCGUAAUCCUGGGCACGGAAAUCCCGGCGUGGGUCUGGGAGGCUUACCGCGUGAUCGGCGUGUUCCUAUUCGGCUGUGCCUGUCAGCAGCUCACCACGGACGUCGCAAAGUACACUAUAGGCAGACUACGGCCGCACUUCUUUGAGGUGUGUAAUCCGGACAUCGACUGCACUCUCCCGGAGAAUAGAUGGCGUUACAUUGAGAAAUUCACGUGUCUCGGAGAAAACAAGAAACUGCUCAAAGAAAUGAGGCUCUCCUUCCCGAGUGGACACUCAUCAUUCUCGGCUUACACCAUGAUUUAUUUUGCUUUAUAUCUUCAAAAACGUUUCGUAUGGCGCGGAUCCAAACUCCUACGCCACUUCAUCCAAUUCGUGCUGAUUAUGAUGGCCUGGUACACAGUGAUGACCCGGGUGUCAGAUUACAAACACCAUUGGAGUGAUGUACUGGCUGGUUUCAGUAUUGGACUCCUUGCUGCUAUUGUUGUGUACGCAUUUAUCUCAGACUUACGCAAAACGUCGCGCCGUCUAAACGGUUGCCAUGACAACGAGUUGACCACCAACGGCACCACUCGCACAGCCCCCAGUUGGCAGGUUUGACCUUCAACCACUCAACCAGAUAGCGUGGUUGACGGUGGACGACCCGCAACCACCGUGUCCCAGAUUUAUACAGACUUUUGAAACCGGGGGAUUUAUGAAGCCUAAAAGGCAAACACAUUUAAAUUGGAAAGUUUGAUUAUGAAUGGCCAUACACAAACCAUAGAGAACCGUUUAAAAUUACUGUGGUAAUAAAGAGUUGAUUAUUUGGCUUGUGGCAAUUGACAUGAUUUUUAUACUAAAUUUGAAUUUGGAAUUAUGUAAAUAUUAGUUGGCUGGAAAAGUAAGAUUUUUAAUGUUUAAACAAAUUUAUUUAUUUAGAAGUUAAGUUUAUUGGUACAAUGUAGUUGUAAUCUCAGGAGAACGGGAAUAUUUUCACUUAAAAUUUGCAAAACUUGACGCCCCAAAUUCAUUAACAAAUUCGGCAAGCUAAGACCAAAUUAUUAUAUUAAUUUGUAUGUGUCUUCCAUAUAAACCCUGUCGAACUAUUUUAUCGAAAAGACAACUUUAUAAUUUAGGAUAAUUGUUGAUUAGAAUUUACUAAGCAAUGUGGUUUCAACGUCCAUGAAGUAAGCAAUAUAACUAUAUUUGCUAAUUUUCAUACGCCGUGAAGUUAGGCGAUAUUUUAUACCUUAUAACAUUUUUAUCAACCAGUAUUGUAGCGAUUUAGCACAUACUACUUAAUAUGCACUAUUUUUAAGUAAUUGUCAAUUUUAAUACAAUUAUAGACGAUAUUUAAGAAUUUAAACGCAUAAUAAAUACACUUUCACCGUUAUGAGAGCCUGGUACUGUCAAGACUGUUCUAUGAAAAACAAAUUACUAAGAAAACAUGAAUUAUCGCUUUCGAAUGAUUUGAGAUUAGGUUGAUAGGCAUUUUGAAAGAUCGCUCGUAUUUUUAUUUAUUUUUAGAUAUAGGAUUCCCAGUUUUUAAGAUUGGGAAUGUAUUUUACUCUGUGAUAUAGAAGUGUAAAUAUUGCAGUAUGAACUAGGUGCUUGUCUACAUAAAGUUCUGUUAAUAUUCCUGUCUCUUUCACUAUCUUUCUAAAGAAAGAGAGAGGAAUAUAAAAAAACUCGCAAUUUUCUGUAUGUAACCAGCUAUAGUUCGGUGCUACGUUUGCUAAUUUAAAGUUGCCAUUUAAUAAAAUGCUAUUUUUCCUGCACUUAUUUGUACUAAAAGCCUUAAGUUGUCGAAUGUUUUGUUCAUAUUUAAAGCUUUUACGUCUAAGAGUAUACAAUAUUUAUAUAAUUUAUUACUUGUUGCAAUGCAUAAUAAAUGUACACAUAAGAGCACCAUUUUAGGGGAUUCACUGCCUUUAGUUUUACGGCAGCUAUUUAUUUAGGUUAAGGCAAUAUAAAGCAUAAUAAAAAUGAUUCUUAUUUAA
Messenger RNA from Pieris napi, 2470 nucleotides. RefSeq names its product putative phosphatidate phosphatase. The record is from RefSeq and is a predicted model, not a curated record. NCBI's taxonomy places the organism in Eukaryota, Metazoa, Arthropoda, Insecta, Lepidoptera, Pieridae. The coding region runs from base 180 to 1091 and encodes 303 amino acids. Gene Ontology annotation, biological process: phospholipid metabolic process; phospholipid dephosphorylation; signal transduction. Gene Ontology annotation, molecular function: phosphatidate phosphatase activity. The transcript is spliced from 6 exons.